Emericellopsis atlantica is the source of this 676-nucleotide messenger RNA. RefSeq lists its product as uncharacterized. The record is from RefSeq and is a predicted model, not a curated record. The coding region runs from base 107 to 445 and encodes 112 amino acids. NCBI's taxonomy places the organism in Eukaryota, Fungi, Ascomycota, Sordariomycetes, Hypocreales, Bionectriaceae. The transcript has 2 exons.
GUGGUUAAUCCUCACUUGCCUGAGCGAGCCAACGCGUCGAGUUUUGCAUCUGCUCGCUUACAGAGGGCUGCUACAGCAUGGGUUACACAAUCCACGCAGAAGUUGGAUGAGUCAAUUGUCGACAUGCCCCCCAUCCGGAUGGCUUUUAUUGCUACCUGCGUUGAUGUACGUACUGUGCCUCACCAUGCCGGUGAUAUCGCGGUGCUGGCCACCCACGGACGGUCAACAAAAUAAUUUGUUGACAUGCACGUACUUUCUGGUCAAUCUUCCCGCUGCCCUUUGUGCCAUUGAACAAGAACGGGACCAUCCAGUCGUCCGACGCACCCGCGAACUUGUGCGACGGAUGCUUUGGGCAAGUGGUGCGAGCAACACAGAGGGCAUACAAUACAUCACCGCUGCCAGAAGAAGAGGAGAAGAAAGACCAUCAGAAUUAGCGGCAUCGUAGAUCAGCUAUUGCAUCCCGUCAACUGAACUGAGAUUUCCGCCCAUAAUAGCGCUUUCGCUCGUGGAGGGCCUCUCAUUCAUCACCUUGCUUGCUGCUUCCCUGCUGCCCUUGCCCUCAUACACCUCCCAUCCCAUUCCUUGGUCCUCUGACAUCACGACUUUGGGUCUCCCAACCCAGACUAUACCCAUCCCGCCUCUGCACGACAUUGUCCAGCCAAGCAUCCUUCAGGCC